CGUCGUACCUCUUUUUGCAGCAAGAUUUUCGAAGCAGUAUAAAAUCAAUAGCUGGGGUAUUUUUGAUCUUGAACACCUUUAUUCUUUAUUCUUUUUUCUUUAUUCCUCAUUUCUGCAUCUCUUGUUUUCGUUUGGUCCUGCUGUUUGAACAUAUUCCUCUAGAUCUGCAUACCUUGCCCAUAUUCCAUAUUCCCUCUGCUCUAUCUCACUAUGUCCGAAAUUAAACCUGUGAUCACUGAAGAAACCAAGAAGCAAGACAAAGAGUUCUCUGAUGCUUAUCAUAAGGACUCGGUUGCCAGCACUGGUUUGACUGCAUUGUUUCGUAAGAAUAAGACUGCUCAGGAGGCUGCUCUUGAGGGUUACUUCAGACACUGGGAUGGUAAGACCGAUGCUGAAGCCGAGGAAAGAAGAUUGAAAGAUUACAAAGAUGGUACAAACAACUACUAUAACUUGGUCACCGACUUUUACGAGUACGGCUGGGGCUCUUCUUUUCAUUUUUGCAGAUUCUUUCCAGGCGAUUCUUUCCAACAUGCUGUUCUUCGUCACGAAGACUACUUGGCUCUGAAAAUGGGCAUCACUGAGGAUAUGACUGUCUUGGAUGUUGGUUGUGGUGUUGGUGGUCCAUCAAGAGAAAUUCAAAAAUUUACCGGUUGCAGAAUUAUUGGUUUGAAUAAUAAUGACUACCAAAUUCAAAGAGCUAAUAAUUACGCCGCAAAGAAUAAUUUGACCGAUAAAUUGACAUAUGUCAAAGGUGACUUUAUGAAAAUGGAUUUCCCUGAAAAUUCUUUUGAUGCUGUCUAUGCCAUUGAAGCUACUGUUCACGCCCCAGUGCUAAAUGGUGUUUACAGUGAAAUUUAUAAAGUUCUAAAACCGGGUGGUGUCUUUGGUGUAUAUGAGUGGGUGAUGACAGAUAAAUAUGACUCAGAAAAUGAGCACCAUAGACAAAUUGCUUAUGGUAUUGAAAUUGGCGACGGUAUUCCCAAAAUGUACAAGAGAGAAGUGGCUGAAAAAGCUCUUAUUGAUGUUGGUUUUAAUAUUUUAUACCAAAAGGAUUUAGCUGAUAACGAUGAUGCUACACCAUGGUAUUAUCCAUUAGCUGGUGAUUGGAAGUAUAUUCAGACCUUUGCAGAUGUAUUUUCUUGGUUCAGAACUUCAAAUAUUGGUAGAAAAAUAACAACGAAUUCCUUGGGUGUUUUGGAAAAACUUCGUCUAGUUCCAAAGGGUUCAGUGAAAGUUGCAGAUGCUUUAGAAGAAGCUGCUGUUAAUUUAGUCGCUGGCGGUAGAGAAAAAUUAUUUACUCCAAUGAUGUUGUACAUUGUUAAAAAGCCAGAAAAUGUUCCAGAGAUUGUUCCAAAAAAUUAAUGUGUUAUUCAAUUGUAUUAAUUUAUUGUUAUUGAGGUUUUUUUAUAAAAAGAAACGUUUCAUUUUAAAUUUUUUUUCUUUUACUUUCAUUUCUUAUUGGAGAUUUAUUUCAUUUAAACACCUUUAUUUACUUUUAGUUAUUUUUCUUUUUUAAAUAGUUUAUUAUUAGAAAAUAAUUGAAUGAUCAAUAUUAAUUAUAUAUUCAAAAACAAAAAAGACUCAU
This is a messenger RNA of Ascoidea rubescens DSM 1968, 1585 nucleotides long. It is a transcript of the gene ERG6, whose product is annotated as sterol 24-C-methyltransferase. The transcript has a single exon. Gene Ontology annotation, biological process: ergosterol biosynthetic process. The record is from RefSeq and is a predicted model, not a curated record. Gene Ontology annotation, cellular component: endoplasmic reticulum. Gene Ontology annotation, molecular function: sterol 24-C-methyltransferase activity. Bases 211 to 1362 code for a protein of 383 amino acids. NCBI's taxonomy places the organism in Eukaryota, Fungi, Ascomycota, Saccharomycetes, Ascoideales, Ascoideaceae.